Molecule: messenger RNA, 1266 nt
Organism: Conger conger (European conger)
Lineage: Eukaryota; Metazoa; Chordata; Actinopteri; Anguilliformes; Congridae
Gene: zcrb1
Product: zinc finger CCHC-type and RNA binding motif 1
Exons: 8
Coding region: 110-763 (217 amino acids)
Biological process (GO): mRNA splicing, via spliceosome
Cellular component (GO): U12-type spliceosomal complex
Molecular function (GO): RNA binding; zinc ion binding
Source: RefSeq, a predicted model, not a curated record
UAUUACGUCAUUUUUCCGCGACAGAAGUAUCUGUCAACAACAGAGCCCGGUCGGAGACCCUCGUUAAAUCUCUGGCUUGAUCUCUAGGAGUAAAACGUUGAAGGCUAACAUGAGUGGAGGGUUGGCACCGAGUAAGAGCACUGUCUACGUAUCCAAUUUGCCCUUUUCCUUGACCAACAGUGAUCUGCACAAGCUAUUUACCAAGUAUGGAAAAGUUGUCAAGGUGACGAUUGUAAAGGACAAGGAGACUCGGAGAAGUAAAGGUGUGGCUUUCGUACUUUUCCUGGACAAGGAGUCGGCGCACAAUUGUGCAAGGUCAAUAAACAACAAGCAGCUGUUUGGAAGAACUGUGAAAGCCAGUAUCGCUAUUGACAACGGAAGGACCACAGAGUUCAUCAGGAGGCGUAACUACACAGACAAAACUAAGUGCUAUGAAUGUGGUGACGUUGGUCACCUAAGCUAUGCGUGUCCUAAAAAUGUGCUGGGAGAGAGAGAUCCGCCAAAGAAGAAGGAGAAGAAGAAGAAAAAGAAGGUGGAGGAGCCCGAGGACAUUAUUGAGGAGGAGAGUGAAGAGGAAGGAGAAGACCCUGCUCUUGACAGCCUAAGCCAAGCCAUCGCGUUCCAGCAAGCUCGGAUGGACGAAGAGCACAAGCGCAAGCGGGCCGCGGAGGAAGCGGAGCACCCAUCGACGUCCGACGAGUCGAGGAAGCCCCGGAUUAAAAAGAGCGCUUAUUUCAGCGAUGAGGAGGAGCUCAGUGACUGACGCCUCUGCGUCGGUCUGCGGCAGGGGUGUCAAACUCCAGUCCUGGAGGGCCUCAGCGUCUGCUGGUGUUUGUGGUUUCAGCGGCCAAUUAAGGCCUUGAGAACAAGGUGUGCAGAUUCUUUAGCCAAUGAAAGACUUGAAAUGUAUCUCUCGUGCUGACACACACCGAAAACCAGCAGACACCGCGGCCCUCCAGAAGUGGAGUUUGACACCCCUGGUCUGCGGCAAGAUCAUCUGGAAACAUAUGGGUGGUUUUGAAUUUGUAAGGAAUACAUAAAUGGGUCUUGCGGUAACACAAAAGCGAUUUGUAUAAAAUUGAAAAGUUCUCCUGUAUUUUGCGUCCCCUCAGCAAUAGGAAACUGAACCAGAACUCUAGGUUUGUUCUUUUCUAAUUUUUAUUUUUUUUAUUUUAUUUUAUUUGCACUGUGUAAAUAUUCUGAAAUGCUACGGAUACCUGCUGGGUUCUGUCCAAUUGUAAGUUUUGUAAUAAAAUGAUAAAUUCA